Dracunculus medinensis (Guinea worm) is the source of this 531-nucleotide messenger RNA. NCBI's taxonomy places the organism in Eukaryota, Metazoa, Nematoda, Chromadorea, Rhabditida, Dracunculidae. The record is from the annotation of a GenBank genome assembly.
AUGACAACGCAUUUUCGUCGCUUCAUGUAUAAUAAAUUGGAAUCGGCACCGUUAUCCAUCGACGACUUAUUAUUUAUCAUAAAUGAGCUUUCUAUUCCGCUAAAAAAGCGUCAACUUAAAAAGAUCGAAAAUCGAUUCAGUGUAACUUUUUUGCUCUUGCAAAGUUCCAUUAUUGGCUACGAAAAGGAAGGAAAAUUUUAUUACAUUAAUCAUGAUCGUCUCAUGAAGAGCAAAAUAGUUGAAAUAAUUGAUAAAGAGCAUGUAACUGAGAACAUUGAAGAUGCCAAAGAACUAAAAGAAUACAGUGUUAAAGAAAACAUAGUUAAGGAAAUUGCAAGUUUUGAAACGACUGAAAAUAUCACAUUAAAAGAAAAUAUAUGGGCCAUAGAAGUUAAACCGGAAAUUCCACUUGAAACAAAUGCUAAUGCUACAAAGCAAAGACAGGGCUUCUUUGAACUUCUAAAAAUUUUUUUUUCUGACUCAUAUGAUGCUUUUGAUUUUUCUGAUCUUCCGGAUUUUUUUCCUAUUUAA